Saccharomyces mikatae IFO 1815 is the source of this 1101-nucleotide messenger RNA. RefSeq names its product oxidoreductase (gene CYC2). Gene Ontology annotation, molecular function: oxidoreductase activity. The transcript has a single exon. The record is from RefSeq and is a predicted model, not a curated record. Lineage: Eukaryota; Fungi; Ascomycota; Saccharomycetes; Saccharomycetales; Saccharomycetaceae. Bases 1 to 1101 code for a protein of 366 amino acids.
AUGCUGUGGACAAAAAAUGCUUCAUCUGGUUCCCGAAUAGCACGUAUGCUUCACAAGUCAUCUAAAAAGAGUAGAUAUUCUAAGAUGUUCUUAGCCACAAGUGGUUUACUUACAGUUGGAUUAAUAGGUAGCUACUUUAGUUAUGAAUCUGUACGUGAUAGGGACAACACUCAUGAGUUAUCUCCAUCUCACUUCGUCAAAUAUAGAAUUUCACACAAGCAAGACAUUGAUCCAUCGCAUUUUUUGCUGGAAGUAACUCCGUUAGUCAAACAGAAAGUUAACAUAUGGUCGCAGAUGACUGCUGAAAAUCUUUGGUCUAUUGAAGUCAAGCAACCGGAAGUCAUGGUGGUCCGCAGUUAUACACCUUUACCGCUUAGUUUUAAUCCAGCUUCAAAAGAGAUGGAGGUCUUGAAAGAUGGCUGUAAUGCAGACGGAAAAUUAUCAUUCUAUAUCAAAAAGUAUGAAAAUGGAGAGGUCGCAAGAUGGCUACACCACCUUCCAGAGGACCAUGUCAUUGAAAUAAGAGGACCAUUUGUUGAUUAUGAGUUUCCACAUUUGCCGAAUGAAUUAAAGAGAUCCCGCAAUUGUUUGGACAUGAAUAAUUGUGAUAAGAAGAGUUAUAUUAAAGGAGAAAAUUCACAAUUUUUUUAUCAGCCUUACGACAUAAUGAUGUUCACUGCUGGUACUGGGGUAGUCACAGCCUUGCAAUUACUUUUAACGGAAUCACCAUUCAGGGGUAAUAUAAAGUUAUUUCACACAAGUGAUAACAUUAGACAAUUAGGACCUUUGUACCCUAUUCUUUUGAGACUACAAGCUUCCAAGAGAGUCCAGUUGAAUAUUUUUGAAACAGAUAGGCAAACAAAGCAAGAGAUAGUAGAAAUUAUUGGGAAAUCAAUUACGAGACCCUAUUUAUACAAAGGCUUGCUUCCCUUUUCUAACAACAAUAAGAAUAAAUUUCAGCCCAUAUUGGCACUAGUAUGCGGUCCCGAAAGUUAUAUUAGUAGUAUAUCUGGAAGAAAGUAUGAUCUUAGCCAGGGACCAGUAAAAGGUUUGCUAUCUAGCAAAGGCUGGAACUCCGAAAAUGUUUAUAAACUCUCGUAG